CCAAUCAGCGUUGAGUCAGACAGACUCUUGUAAAGAUGGCGACGGUGAGGCACAGAGGAGUGAAAACUGGACGCUUUGCCGUUAUUAAACACCACUGGUCCAGACACCGUAAGAACUGAUACGGCACCGGGAGCGAAAGUUUAUCGACCAAUUUCUCGGUCGCGACACGUCGCUCGGUGCUGUACGGCGACGCUGCGGCUCUGGUCGCUUUUGUUUUCGGCUCCACUGUUGUUGCCUUGGACUGCUCAUUAGCUUCAAGUUGGAAAGCCAAUGCUAGCCCAGGGCUAGCUGUGUAGCUCCAUCGGCUGCUUGGGUCUUUCUGUAUGGCAUCCAUGGAUUGAUAUCCUGUCCGGUGCUAACACUGGGCUGUGCAGACGUAUUCAAAGUUUUUGUUUUCACGGAAACGACCGCAAAUGAAUCCACUGGAUUAAAAAAUACUACUUAAGGGGGAACAGGGGGCACCGACGAUCUGGCAUUGCGGCACUGUUCUGAGUGUCGAGGCGGAGUAAGUUUGCCGUCAUGUAUUUUCUAACCGGGUGGCCACGGAGGCUGCUUUGUCCGCUAAGGAGUGAAGAGGAGCCCUUCCACGUCCAGCCCAGCUCCCAGAGGUUUUACUUCGCCCUGCUGUCAGAGACUCAGCUCAGCAUCUGGUUCAGUCGGCCCAGUGUUUUGAUAGUCAGCUAUAUCGAGUCUGCAAAGGCGGCGGCCCAGUUUGGCUUCUACCAGAAGGCAGAAUGGAAACCAGACGACUCCAUGAUAGCUGUGGCGACUGCCAAAGGCUACAUCCUCUUGUUUGAUGUGUUGGGCGGAGGAGAUGACAAGUACCUCUAUGAGCCUGUCUAUCCAAAAGGAAGUCCUCGUGUGAAGGUGACACCCGGUUAUAAGGAGGAGCAAUGUGCCCCCGCUCUGUCUUUAGAGAUGAAGAAGCCUGUGGACCUGGAGGCCCCCAUCACCAGCCUGCAGUCCCUCCGGGAGGACUUACUGGUGUGCACCGCUGACGGCUACCUCCACGUGCUGCACUGGGAUGGGCUGGGCAGCAACGGACGCAAGGCCAUCUGCCUCACUACAAUCCCCUUCUCACUAGACCUGCAGUCGGCCAGAGGUGGCCCCUCUCUGGACCUGGAGGGAGUGUAUAUACGUUGUAUGGAGUACUGUGUGACCCUGGACGGCUUCGCUGUGGUCCUGAGUGACGGACGCCUCGGUUUUAUCACACCACUCUGCAACACCAUCACCACAGAUCAGUUGCAGGGAGUUUGGGCAGCAGACGUGACUGAUGGUACCUGUGUGGCCGUCAACAACAAGUACAGACUGAUGGCCUUUGGCUGUGCCAGCGGCUCAGUGCUGGUGUACAUGAUCGACACCACGACAGGAUCCAUGCAGCUCUCACACAAACUAGAGCUCACCCCAAAACACUAUCCAGACAUCUAUAACAAGACAGGCCCUGUCAAGCUAAUCUGCUGGUCACCUGACUACAGCGUUGCCAUGGUUACAUGGGAGUGUGGCGGCCUGUCGCUGUGGAGUGUCUUCGGAGCUCACCUCAUCUGCACUCUGGGAGAAGACUUUGCGUAUCGUUCCGAUGAUACCAAGAAGGACCCCCUUAAAAUCAGCUCUAUGAGCUGGGGAGCGGAGGGCUAUCACCUGUGGGUGCUCCCUUACAAGCCAGAGAGGAGGAGACCAGAGGAGCAGCAGGAUGUGGAAAUGGUUGAACCCCCUCCCUCCUCCCUGCAGGCCGGUAUACUGCAGUUCCACUUCAUUAAGAGUGCCCUCACAGUCAACCCCUGCACGAGUAACCAGGAGCAGGUGUUGCUCCACGGCGAGGACCGCCUCUACCUGACCUGCGUUGACCCCUCGCAGAUCCAUAGCAGCUCUGACGCACACCCGCACACACACAUACACCCACGCGACGGCAGCCCCAUGCACCACCCUCCCAACCCCGACUCCUCUCUCUCUCAGGGACUCAGCACUUUACUGGGACACAAGCACUGGCACGUGGUCCAGAUUCACAGCACAUACCUAGAGAGCAACUGGCCUAUAAGGUUUGCAGCCAUAGACACAGCAGGCCAAUGUAUGGCUGUAGCAGGGAGGCGGGGAUUUGCACACUACUCCUUAUUCACAAGGAAAUGGAAGCUGUUUGGGAAUAUCACUCAGGAGCAGAACAUGACGGUGACAGGAGGUCUGGCUUGGUGGAAUGACUUUGUGGUGGUGGCCUGUUACAAUUUUAUAGACCAGCAAGAGCAGUUGAGGCUCUAUCAACGCUCGUCCAACUUGGACAACGCCUUUGCCUCUGUCACAAAGCUGCACUCGGACACUCUGCUGCUUAACGUCUUCAGAGACAUGGUCAUCCUGUUCAGAGCCGACUGCUCCAUCUGCCUCUAUAGCAUCGAGAGGAGGAACGACAGUCCAAAUCCAUCAGCCAGUGUGGAGCUCCUGCAGGAGGUGUCGAUGUCUCGCUACAUCCCUCAUCCGGCCCUCGUGGUCUCAGUCACGCUCACGUCUGUGCGCACAGAAACUGGCAUCACAUUGAAAGCCCCGCAGCAGGCCUGCAUGGCAGAGAGCAUCAUGUUGAACCUGGCUGGCCAGCUAAUCAUGCUACAGAGGGACCGUUCUGGACCGCAGGUACGAGAUAAAGAGACCCCUGCAGUCAACAAGAAGCUGCUACCAUUUUGCCCUCCUGUGGUGCUGGCCCAGUGCGUGGAGAACGUGUGGACCACCUGUCGCUCCAACAAGAAGAAGCGCCAUCUGCUGGAGGCCCUGUGGUUGUCCUGUGGAGAAGCGGGGAUGAAAGUCUGGCUGCCGCUGUUCCCCCGAGACCACCGCAAACCCCACUCCUUCCUCUCCAGGCGCAUAAUGCUGCCCUUCCACAUCAACAUCUACCCUCUGGCCGUGCUGUUCGAAGAUGCCCUGGUGCUGGGAGCAACCAAUGAGACUGUGCUCUACGACGGGCUGCAGGGAUCCUCAGAGCCACUGGAGGCGCUGUUCCCCUACUGCACCGUGGAGAGAACCUCCCAGAUCUACCUCCACCACAUCCUGAGGCAGCUGCUGGUUCGCAACCUGGGCGAACAGGCUUUGAUGCUGGCUCAGUCAUGUGCCUCCCUCCCCUACUUCCCGCAUGUCAUGGAGCUGAUGGUUCACGUGGUGCUGGAAGAAGAGGCGACAUCACGGGAGCCCAUACCUGACCCUCUGCUCCCCACCGUGGCCAAGUUCAUCACAGAGUUCCCCCUCUUCCUGCAGACCAUCGUCCACUGUGCCAGGAAGACAGAGUACGCUCUGUGGAACUACCUGUUUGCAGCUGUGGGAAACCCCAAAGAUCUGUUUGAAGAGUGUCUCAUAGCUCAAGAUCUGGACACAGCAGCUUCCUAUCUGAUUAUACUGCAGAACAUGGAGGUUCCAGCUGUGAGCAGACAGCACGCCACUCUUCUCUUCAACACCGCACUCGAACAGGGGAAGUGGGACCUCUGCCGGCACAUGAUCCGAUUCCUCAAAGCCAUCGGCUCAGGGGAGAUGGAGACUCCGCCCCCGACACCCACCACUCAGGAACCGAGCUCAACAGGUUUCGAGUUCUUUAGAAAUCGCAGCAUCAGCUUGUCCCAGUCAGCCGACUCCGUCACAACAGGAAAGUUCAACCUGCAGAAGACCUUCAGUAUGCCCACUGGAGCUUCUGCUAAAGGACGGGAUGUGGAGUGUGCAGAGAACAUGUAUAUCGACAUGAUGCUCUGGCGCCACGCCCGCCACCUCCUGGAGCAGGUCCGCCUCCGUGACCUGGGAUGUUUUUCCGCACAGCUGGGCUUCGAGCUCAUCGGCUGGUUGUGUCGCGAGCGGAACCGAGUGGCUCGAGUUGAGGAUUUUGUCACAGCGUUGAAGAGACUCCAUAAGGAUUUCCUCUGGCCAUUUCCUGUUAUUCCUGUGGGAAGCCUCAGCUCGCCACUGAAGAACGGACGCUGUCGCACAGUGCUGAGCACACGGCUGCUGAAGUCCCAGUCAGCUGACAGCCUGCUGAACAGCGACAUGGACACGGCGCCGCCCCCAGCAGCUCCCACCAACCACACCUGGAUGGACGGACUCGGGCAGAGGGCCAAAGACAUGGACACAGCUUCAUCAGCUCACUCCAACCAACACUCACCGCAGACACACGACGCCUUCCUGUCGCUUCUCACCAACAAAGUGGAGGAGUACAGCGUCGGCUCGGCCACAGACCUGACAGAGACCAGCUCAGUGGUGGACGGCGAUUGGAUGAUGGUCGACGAGAACUCCUCCACUCUGAGCCUGAGCCAGGCCGAGCUGGAGCACAUCUCCAUGGAACUGGCCAACAAAGGCCCACACAAGUCACAGGUGCAGCUCAGGUACCUCCUCCAUGUGUUCAUGGAGGCCGGCUGUCUGGAGUGGUGUGUGGUGAUCGGCUUGAUCCUGCGGGACGCAAACGUCAUCAAGCAGGUGAUCAGCUUCCUGGACAGCCCAGAAGUUCCUCCAGAAACUGUGCAGAGUGUCCGAAACGGCUUGUUGGCUGUCGACACCUGGGCCUCCACUGACUGCCUCGGAUACAAACCAUUUCUCAACCUGAUCCAGCCGCAGCUGCAGCAGCUGCUGGACUCUACGUCCGAGCAGGUGCAGCCCGAAGCCUUCCAGCCCGUCAUCCAGAGCUCUAAACUCAGCGGCUCCGAGGCGCUGGGAGGAGCGACGGUACCGCGGGUGGAGGACAGCAGGGGGGUUGCUGCUCCGCUGGGCCUGGCUUUACCCUCCCUGGAGCCCGCGGGAGGAUUCCCCCGCCCCCCCUCCGAGGACUGUCCUGCCGAACAGACGGAGGAGCAGGGGGAGGAGGAGGGAGCGUACGACUGCACCUUGUCCUGAAGCCCGGAGGCUCUUCUGGACUCAAACCUGUGAACUUUGGAUCCCCGAGGGAGCAGCAGCUUCAGUGGCUGACUGGAAAACGACUUUAUUGUUGUGCGAGUGUGUGAGUGUGUGUGUGCACAGAAAGUACCUCUCCUGCAGGUUCUUACUUCAGUCAGUAUUAUCCACUCUCCACAUUUUCCUCUGUGGACACUGAGCUGCAGACAGACAGCCCGACUGGCACAAAGACAUCACAGCACAAGCAGAGGCAGGCUUCAGUCUGACUCUUCCUUCCCAACAGGACUCAUUUCACCCAAAAUGUGCUGUUAGGAAAAAGCUCACCUGCUACUUGUGGUGUCUGGAAGCUGUCGAGCAGCACAUGAAAGCUCCAGGCUCUGUCCUUUUCUCGCUCUCUCUUUUUAAAAAAACAAUCCCAAGCCUGUUCAGACAAAAAGCUCCAUUGUGUGGUGAAAGAAUCAGUUUCAAAGAGUCUAUUUGAUCAUCGUGCUACAUUGCUGAGCAUAAUGUAGAACAAAGCUCGAACCAUUUCCAGGAUGCACUGAAGUGUGUCUGAGCCGACAGCGAGCGUACGUGUGCACAAGAGGUGUUUCAUACUUUCAUACCUCAUAUGAUUUUAAAAUAUUUUGUGAUACCUUUUUGGAUAAUGUAACGGCGUACAAGAAGACGUUAUUUUUCUAUCGAUCAGACCUCGUCCCGCUUGAGUCUCGCUUGGUAUAAAUUCUGUGUAACUCUCAGAAAACGAGAUGAGAUUUCUAAGGAAAUGAUCGCUGAGAAGAAUCCACCACAGGCUAGUUUCUUACCACUGAUCAGUACCUCCGCUUAUGUAUAUUUCACACACCGAAGCCCGGCGUCUCCACCACAGUCUGUAUCAGUUUGUUGACAAACACGCUACAAAAACCAAAUCAUAUGAUGCUUUAUCCAGCUUUUAAAACACAUUUGGGUUCGUCUCCAUCUGAGAGUGUUUCUCAUCACAUGAUUAUGUUAUUAAAGCCAUUCUGCUGUCUGUAGCCAACCCUUGUUACGAGAGCAUCAUCUGACUCCCCUGUCCGCAGUGUUAAAAGUGACAGUAUCGUUUAUAAAUCGAGGGAUUGUUGCGCUGUCGUGUGAUUCGACCCUCAUCAUCUUGAUAAGGACUUCAUACUUCGUCCAGUCCAACAUGCAUAUCACACCCCUGAACCGCUUGACUGAGUUUUUUUGUGUGUGUGCUUCUGUGUGCAUUUCUGAACCACGUCGUAUUCAAAAUGUGUAGAAUUGAUCUUAUUGUAUUAGUCCUCAUUAUUACUAUUAUUUAUUGGUAUUUUUAGCUGAGUGAUAAUUGCUGAAGUGAGAAACGGGAGUUUGUUUUUAUGACUGACAACAAACUCUCUCCAGUUUUAGUCAUCAAAUGGUUUGUCACGGACAUGUCAGUAUUAUAUUGUGCAAUGUAUUGAAAUGUUACUCAGCUUUAUUUUUUAUGCUUCUCUUCUGUCCCCCAGCUGUUAGCUUUUCACGAUAGACCAAAUCCUAUUUUAGAGGUUCAUUUUGUUCUCUCCUUUGUAGAUUCUUCAACGGUUUCCUGACUUGUCUGUUUUGUUAGAACACUCGCUAAACACGGAAGGGCAAAACGACUACACGACACAGGUGUUUCUGUCGUCACCAGGUGGGCCCCGUCUCCACUCUGAACAAGCUCUACAGCUCCACUACGCUGCUCCGCUGUAAGCUUUUUACUUGACUUGAAAACGGUAACUUGAUGAACCAAAGACUUUUACGUCCAGAGGCCUUCUGUUUUAACCCGUUUGCUUCGAUUGAACGCUCGAGUCAUUAUGCAGAGGGAACAAAAAAAAAACUCAAAAACACACCCCCAACCCACCUCUCAUCACAAACAUAACCGCCAUGGCUCAAAGACAACUAAUGCUGACAGCAUACGAGACAAUUUCCUACGGAAAUGAAUAUUUCAGACGUGUUACGGUUUCCCUCUCUGCGGGUGAGGAGUGGUCAGUCAGGUGUGUCUCGUGGUACUCGGGUGUCACGUUCACUCGCAGGUGGACAGCGCUCCCUCCCUAACUCUGUACAGUUUAAAAGUAUUGCCUGUUUACUCAGAGUAAAGUUUUAUUUCUGGGCCAGCAGACAUCCUCAAUGCAGUGUAAAGAUACUCUCUUGUACAUUUGCCUUUUCUACUCAUGUUUGGUUUUCUACUUCAUUUUUUCCUUGUACAUAAAGACCAAUAAAUUAUUUUUAAAAUGGUAA
Messenger RNA from Acanthochromis polyacanthus (spiny chromis), 7071 nucleotides. It is a transcript of the gene ric1, whose product is annotated as RIC1 homolog, RAB6A GEF complex partner 1. The record is from RefSeq and is a predicted model, not a curated record. Lineage: Eukaryota; Metazoa; Chordata; Actinopteri; Pomacentridae. Gene Ontology annotation, biological process: intracellular protein transport; retrograde transport, endosome to Golgi. Gene Ontology annotation, cellular component: Ric1-Rgp1 guanyl-nucleotide exchange factor complex; Golgi membrane; cytosol. The coding region runs from base 520 to 4845 and encodes 1441 amino acids. Gene Ontology annotation, molecular function: protein binding. The transcript is spliced from 27 exons.